UUUUAAAAUGUGUUAUUUAGAUUUCAGAUGAAUUGUCUAGCCUUGUUGUAGCACAGUUGCUGUUUCUACAAUCAGAAAGUAACAAAAAACCAGUUCAUAUGUAUAUAAACAGUCCAGGUGGAUCAGUUACAGCUGGAUUAGGAAUUUAUGAUACAAUGCAAUAUAUAAGACCUCCAAUUGCCACAUGGUGUGUUGGUCAAGCCUGCAGUAUGGCUAGUCUACUAUUAUGUUCUGGAACACCAGGAAUGAGACAUUCAUUGCCCAAUUCUAGAAUCAUGAUUCAUCAGCCAUCUGGUCAAGCUGCUGGUCAAGCAACAGACAUUCAGAUUCAUGCAGAAGAAAUUUUAUAUCUGAAAAAGAAAAUUAAUUCUAUAUAUGCACAACAUACUAAACUACCUUUACAAAAAAUUGAGGAGAGUAUGGAAAGAGAUAGAUUUAUGAAUCCUGAACAAGCAAAAGAAUUUGGUCUCAUUGACACUGUAUUAGCUCAUCCACCUACAAUGGAAGAAGAGGAAAAAUUAGCCUUAACUCAAAGUAAUGGAACAUAAAAAUUAGUUUUUAUUGAAUUUAUGUAUUAUGUUUAAAGUAAUAAACACUACUUUUGAAUAUUUAGCUUGUAUGUUUUUUAAUUAAUAACUUUGGUUUAACUUGGAAUGCCUGGUUUCAUUAUUAGAAUAUACAAAAUAUAUAUUUAUAAAUAAAAACACUUCACAAACUUUUGUUCAGAGGAAUGCCACAGAUUGUGGAUUGUACAAAUAGCUGCCAUGCUCAUUGUGUUCUCUAAUAAUGUAGUGACCACACACAACAUGGUCUUAGAAGUAUCUGUUAUCUAUGCAAGCCAUGUUUGUUAAAGUAAUUAGAACAAUUGCAGCAGAUAUUAUGUAACAGCAAAGAUUACACUUAACUACUUAACAUGUUGGGAAAUGGAGCAUAACUGAAAGUUACAGAUAAGAAAAAUAAACAGAUUAGAAGAAUCACAAGUCCAAGGCAUUCUAAUAUGUAAUAAUAAAGUUAUCUCCAAAUAUUUUUCUUCUUUGAUCUAGGUGAAGACAAAUAGCACGAUAUUGACACAAGUUAAAAAAUUCAAGAAAUAUUUCACACAGUAUGUGACAAGUUCUUAUCCAGAAGAGAAGGCCCUGAUGAGCCUUUGAAUUUUUUUUUUUUUUUUUACAGAUUUACUAAACUUCAGUUUAAAAUGUGAGUUUAGGAUCCUGUGGAAGAGUUUAUUUAGAGAUGUCAUCGUAACAUGCAUCAUAUCUAUCCAAAUUAGAGCGAAUGUCUACUACCUUUUAUUACCUUUUAGUAAAUACAGUUGACCCCCCCAUAACACAGUAGAUACGUUCCA
Molecule: messenger RNA, 1345 nt
Organism: Centruroides sculpturatus (bark scorpion)
Lineage: Eukaryota; Metazoa; Arthropoda; Arachnida; Scorpiones; Buthidae
Product: ATP-dependent Clp protease proteolytic subunit, mitochondrial-like
Exons: 4
Coding region: 99-548 (149 amino acids)
Biological process (GO): protein quality control for misfolded or incompletely synthesized proteins
Cellular component (GO): endopeptidase Clp complex
Molecular function (GO): ATPase binding; ATP-dependent peptidase activity; serine-type endopeptidase activity
Source: RefSeq, a predicted model, not a curated record